AUGCCUGUUGUCGUGGCCCAGAUGCAGAAUAUCUUCCACGUGGCUCCGACAACCAGCAAGUCAACCAUCCUCUCAUGCUCCGCUCUCCCUCUCUCCCUCACGUUAGUACAUUUCCGUGUGGUGCGGUACUUUUUUAUUCCCAUAGAGCUCUCCAGCUGCAAUGAGUCCACUCGUGCUGUAUACCGCCAUCGCCACUCUCAUGGCACUGCUGUGGGGGAUGGGCGUGACCCACACGCAAGUCAGAGCACGGGUGCAUCAGCAGGGCUGAUGAAGCUGAAGAGUGCAACCAAGUGCCUAUUGAUUGUCUCUUUUCCUCCUCUCUCCUCCACUCCCGUCACCGUGCAUCCUGCCUUUUCUUCCUCAUCAUCACCAUGCUGCAGCUACGUGGGAUCUUCUCUCUGCUGCACAGCCUCAUGGAUGCAGGGAGUGGGUGAAGCUGUUAGAACUGUCGUCGCGAGUGUGGUCGGAACACAUGAGUUGAUGGAGGUGAUGGAGAGGAGAAUGAGGGCGCUUGGCGUGCAGCUGGAAGAGGCUGAGAGGAGACGAGCGGCGGAGAUGAGGGAGAUGCGAGGGCAAUUGGGGGAGACGGAGGGGCAGCUGAAAGCAGCGAAUGGGGAGAUAUCUGCAUGGAAGAAAAUCAAAUCAGCAUCACAAAAGGUGUGCCUAGAGCUGCAUUGUCACGAUGGAGUAUCGGACGCCAUGCUCGCCCAUGUGUCUACAAUGACGCAUUUGACGAGAAUUACCUUGGACUCUAGCACAGGCUUCAGUGCAGAGGGCAUCAAGCACCUCUACCGACUCCCACGGCUGAAGGUUCUAGAUCUUAGCUGCACUUACAUCUCAGACUGUGCCUUGGAAGGAAUUACGUCGUUGACCGGUCUCGAGCAGCUUUAUCUCCAUGUUAACGAUGUGACCGAUGCUGGCCUGUCGCAGUUGACAUGCCUUUCCUCUCUCGCGGAACUGGGACUUUCUGGAUGUACGUCUGUGACAGAUGCUGGUAUGGUACAUGUGGGGAGGAUGAUGGGGCUUGAGGAGCUUCAUCUGGGUUGGACGGCAGUCACAAAUGAUGGGCUGCAGCAGCUUAGUGGCCUGACCAAUCUGACAACUCUUCGAAUCCCAAGUGGGGAACUGGUUUCUGAUGAGAACGUGUUAGAGUGGAUAGGCACGUAG
This is a messenger RNA of Closterium sp. Yama58-4, 1167 nucleotides long. The record is from the annotation of a GenBank genome assembly. Lineage: Eukaryota; Viridiplantae; Streptophyta; Zygnematophyceae; Desmidiales; Closteriaceae.